Molecule: messenger RNA, 1032 nt
Organism: Pseudozyma flocculosa PF-1
Lineage: Eukaryota; Fungi; Basidiomycota; Ustilaginomycetes; Ustilaginales; Ustilaginaceae
Exons: 4
Coding region: 1-1032 (343 amino acids)
Biological process (GO): fatty acid beta-oxidation
Cellular component (GO): mitochondrion
Molecular function (GO): NAD+ binding; (3S)-3-hydroxyacyl-CoA dehydrogenase (NAD+) activity
Source: RefSeq, a predicted model, not a curated record
AUGCUUCCCUCGUCUUCGUCCCGGCUCAUCCUCCGCUCCGGCGCCAUGGCGGCGGCCAGCUCGAGGGCCACGGUCGGUCCGGCCGCUGCCCGCGCCUUUUCCACCUCGAUGGUCGCCGACAAGGAGGUCAAGAACGUCACCGUCUUCGGCGCCGGCCUGAUGGGCGCGGGCAUCGCCCAGGUGCUGGCGCACAAGGGCAAGUUCAACGUCACCCUCUCGGACGUCACCGACAAGGCGCUCUCCAACGGCCAGUCGAUCAUCUCCAAGUCGCUCACCCGCAUCGCCAAAAAGGCCAUGGCCGAUUCGUCGGCCGAGGAGCAGGCCACGUUUGUCCAGGGCAUCGUCGACUCGAUCAAGGUCACCACUGACCCCGAGGCGGCUGUCCAGGACACUGACCUGGUCAUUGAGGCCAUCAUCGAGAAUGUCGGCAUCAAAAAGGACCUCUUCGGCUUCCUCGACGGCAAGGCGCCCAAGGACGCCAUCUUUGCCAGCAACACGAGCUCCCUCAGCAUCACCGACGUCGCCGACGCCGUCGAGCGCAAGGACCGCUUCGGCGGCUUCCACGCCUUCAACCCCGUGCCUCAGAUGAAGCUGGUCGAGGUCAUUAGGACCACCAAGACCAGCGACGAGACCUACGAGGCCCUGAUGGACGUGGCCAAGAGGAUGGGCAAGGUGCCCGUCACCUGCGUCGACGCGCCUGGCUUCAUUGUCAACCGCCUCCUGGUCCCUUACAUGUUUGAGGCGAUCCGGCUCGUCGAGCGCGGCGAGGCCUCAAUCAAGGACGUCGACACGGCCAUGAAGCUCGGCGCUGGAUACCCCAUGGGACCGUUUGAGCUGGCUGACCUGGUCGGACUCGACACGCUGUCGCACAUUGCCAAGGGAUGGAGGGACACGCGGGUCAAGACGGGCGAGAUCCACGCCGAGGCGGUCAAGGAGUCGAAGCUGCUCGAGGACCUCGUGGCCCAGGGCAAGCUGGGCAAGAAGAGCGGCGAAAAGGGCGGCUUCUACGAGUACCCCGCCGCCAAGAAGUGA